Molecule: messenger RNA, 1390 nt
Organism: Verruconis gallopava
Lineage: Eukaryota; Fungi; Ascomycota; Dothideomycetes; Venturiales; Sympoventuriaceae
Product: histidinol-phosphate transaminase
Exons: 3
Coding region: 25-1329 (434 amino acids)
Biological process (GO): L-histidine biosynthetic process
Molecular function (GO): L-histidinol-phosphate:2-oxoglutarate transaminase activity; pyridoxal phosphate binding
Source: RefSeq, a predicted model, not a curated record
UUUUCAUUCAGGACAAUUGAAAGGAUGGUGCAGAAAAAGAGUCCCUUUGAUUUGCAAAAAUGCGCGCGACCAAACAUACUGGCUCUGCAGCCGUACCGCUGCGCAAGAGAUGACUACAAAGAUGACGGCACCAACAUCCUACUUGACGCAAACGAGAACGCAUAUGGCCCUGGUUUGAGCAUAGAUCCCAACGGCACCAUCGACGAGCACAAGUCGUCGGUCGACCUGGAUCUGCUGGGCCUUCAUCGAUAUCCGGAUCCACACCAACCAGACUUGAAGAGAUUAUUAUGUAGCCUACGCAAUACGCAUACACACACAUCAAAGGACCUCACGCCGGACAAUCUCUUCGUUGGCGUAGGAUCAGAUGAAGCCAUCGACAACCUUCUCCGAUGUUUCUGCACUCCAGGCAAGGACAAGAUUCUCACAUGUCCACCCACAUACGGCAUGUAUAAGGUCUCUGCUUGCGUAAAUGACGUCGCCGUUGUUGCAGUUCCUUUACGCGUGGAGGACAACUUUCGCAUGGACGUUCCUGCCGUGUUGGAGGCGCUGAGUUCGAACGCAGAUAUCAAACUGGUGUACUUGUGCUCGCCUGGGAAUCCCACGGGCACUCUGAUCCCGAAAGAGGACAUCAGGCCUAUUCUGGAGCAUCCGACAUGGAACGGAAUUGUCGUUCUGGACGAGGCAUACAUUGAUUUUGCGCCAGACGGCGCCUCGCUCGCGGAGUGGGUUCUGGAAUGGCCAAAUCUGGUCGUCAUGCAGACACUGUCGAAGGCGUUUGGCCUUGCUGGCAUAAGGUUAGGGGCGGCAUUCGCAGACCCAGCCGUUGCGCAACUCCUCAACAACCUAAAAGCUCCAUAUAACAUCAGUAAUCCAACGAGCCAAAUAGCACAGGCAGCGCUAAAACCUGAUAACUUGUCAGUUAUGCGUGAGAACAGAAAGAAGAUCCUCGCACAGCGAGAUCGAAUGAUUGAGGAGCUCCCCAAAAUACCUGGAAUUGGCAACUUCAAAGGUGGAUAUACGAGCAAUUUCCUUCUCGUGGAGAUGCUCGAUGCGCCGAAGGAAGAAGGAGGGAAGCCGAGCAACGACGUUGCGUUAAAGGUAUACGAAACGUUGGCAGAGAGUAAAGGGGUCGUUGUGCGAUUCAGGGGAAAUGAAAUCGGCUGUCUCGGCUGCUUGAGAAUAACGGUAGGCACGAAAGAAGAGGUCGAUAGAUUUCUCAAAGAGAUAGAGGCUGUUCUAAGCGAUAUAUACACUGGUAGAACUUCAACAAAAGCCACCACCAAAGGGGCGCAGCGAAAGGAUCUGGCAGCGAACGGCACUGUAGCAUGAAAAGAGAGCAAAUUAAAUGUCGGCUGCAUCUUGCGCAGUAAAAGAUAUGCUAGUUUCAGUC